UUCCUAUCAUCUGCUAUGGCAAUUUCGAUUUGACGGGGGGUCUCGCGUGUAAACGUUCGGCGUACGGGAUGACGCGAGGUGCAAGGUACACACGGGCGAGCUGUCAUGUCGCGUAUCUGCGACGCGAUGAGUAACGGAAAGUUAUUUAACGUUUCGUCGCGGUAGAGGCACUGCUCUGCGGUUGCGUUUUUCGUUUGCUAAACCUUUCAUUCGACGCGCCGGUAGCAUCAUCACCAGCACCAGCAUGGCCUGGCUCGGCACGAUCGCGAACAACGUUCUACGAAACAUCGUCUUCUCGGACACGCCACCAAACGUGGUCCAGGAGGUUCGGCCGGAGCAGUACAGCAAUCGGCACAUACACUCCCGCGAGGAUGGUAUCGUUCUUUACGGACCUGGCGGCAAGAAUCAGGACAAGUACGAGAUCGUCCUGCACAGACCGUGCACCGAGACCCUGCAUCAGGCGUUCAGUCUGUUCCGAUCAGAAACUCUAGAAGGUGCGGAAACAAGAUUCUCAAUAUAUAAAGACAAAGUUCCUGUUCUCGUGCAAAUAGUGCGCGAGAUGUGCAAUGUAGGAAAGAUUCAAAAACUUUGCGAUACUCUGACGGAACACCCGACAUGGACUUUGGCUCAUCUGGCUGCUUACUUCGCUCUUCACGACGCGUUUACGCAUGCGAUCGUCAACAGUCAGCUCAACAGUGGCGACUUGGAGACCGGAAUUUCACCCCUGCAGGUUGCCGUGCAGACCAACAAUCUACGCACCGUCGAGAUGCUGAUUGCGGCGAAAAGCUCGCUGGAGCAUUUGGAUCACAAUGCCAACACCGUCUAUCAUUAUGCGGCCACGUCUACCAAGGAGAUUAUUCUCGCUCUGGGCUCGGGUCUUCCAAACAGCUUGAACAGCCGCAACAGCAACGGCCACACGCCGAUGCAUGUCGCGUGUCUGAACGACAAACCCGAGUGCGUGAAAGCACUUCUGCUGAUUGGCGCGGACGUGAACAUAUCCGCUUCCGAGGGUCAGCCCUCCAGUCCCGGCUACGUCGGCGACUUUUUGCACAACAAGCCGAACGUGCUUCACGCGGAGGAUAUGAAGUUUGGCGGAACGCCGCUGCAUUGGUCGCGCAGCCGCGAAGUCAUCACCGCCCUGAUCGACACCAACUGCGACAUCGACGCGCUCAACUUCGACGGGCGUACCGCGCUGCACGUGAUGGUGAUGCGCAAGCGGCUGCCCUGCGUGAUCGCUCUGUUGAGCCACAUGGCAUCCGUCAACAUCGUCGACAACGACGGUAACACGCCGCUGCAUUUCGCGGUCGAGGCGGAGGCGUCGGCCAUCGUGCAAGCACUCAUCGGCUUCGGCGCCGAUGUUGACACGCGCAACUGGAAAGCGGAGACACCCAGGCACAAAGCGAACGUUGAUACUACCGAGGGCAACAAGAUCAUCUACUUGCUGCACGCGGUGGGCGCGCAGAGAUGUCUGCCAGAAAUGCAGAACUGCCACCUCGGCUGCCGGCACGACGAGAACUACACCGGAAUCGCGCCCUCGGAGCCGCCGCAUUACGUGCCACGCACGAUUCUUGAUCAGAUGCUUCACGUGUCCGGGAUGGAAAAGAUGGCCGAGCACGGAAAUCGCAGGCGAAUCAAGGGCGGCAGGCUGCUAUGCCUCGACGGCGGCGGCAUUCGAGGUUUGGUUCUCAUACAGACGCUGCUGGAGAUCGAGUCGGUGCUGCGCAAACCGGUGGUGCACUGUUUCGACUGGAUCGCCGGCACGUCCACCGGUGGUAUCCUGGCGCUUGGCCUCGCCGCCGGUAAAUCUCUACGGGAGUGCCAGGCGCUUUACUUUCGCAUCAAGGAGAACGCGUUCGUAGGCUCGCGGCCCUAUAGCAGCGACGGCUUGGAGAAGGUGCUAAAGGAGUGCCUCGGCGCUCAGACCGUCAUGGCGGACAUCCAGAAGCCAAAGAUAAUGAUCACAGGCGUGCUCGCCGAUCGCAAACCCGUGGAUCUUCAUCUGUUUCGCAACUACGAGUCGCCCAGCGCGAUCCUGAAGCUGCCGGAGAGUUCGAUGUUCAAGCCGACGUUGUCGCCGCGGGAACAAUUGCUUUGGAAGGCGGCGAGGGCCACCGGCGCCGCGCCCUCGUACUUCCGGGCGUUCGGCCGUUUUCUGGACGGUGGUUUGAUCGCCAAUAAUCCCACCUUGGAUGCCAUGACAGAGAUCCACGAGUACAAUCUGGCACUGAAGGCUACCGAUCGCGAAAAAGACGUGAUACCGUUAUCGCUGGUAGUCUCCCUCGGCACAGGAAUCAUACCGACCACAUUCACUCUGAAUGAGAUCGACGUUUUCCGACCGGACAGCCUCUGGGACACUGCCAAACUCGCGUUCGGUAUGUCAGCGCUUGGCACGUUGCUGGUCGAUCAAGCGACUGCCUGUCACGGUCGCGUGGUCGAUCGCGCUCGCAGCUGGUGCUCCAUGAUCGGCGUGCCAUACUAUCGAUUCAAUCCGCAGCUGUCGACAGAGGUUGCCAUGGACGAGAAGAGCGACGAGGUACUAGUGAACAUGAUCUGGACCGCGAAGGCGUUCAUGCACGCGAAUCGAGAUGUGAUGCAGGAACUGGCGACUAUCAUCGAACGUGACUCCAGUUUGGAGAGAGACUAAGAGGGAAGACUCAAAACAGCUAUCAUCGAAAAGAAAAGAGUACCUGGUUGCGGAAUCACGUGUUGCACGCACAUACACACAUACACGCAUUUACGUAUAAUUAUAUAUCGACGAUUUACCGCUGGCUCGGUUAAUAAUUACGUAAUUAGCCUAGCAAUUAUCUCGUUGCGUAGCGUGUAUUAUAGAGUUACUUCUUCACCGCUACUUGCCGUCAGUGUCGCGACAAAAAUGUGAUAUUAGAUUGCCUUUUUUUUCGUUGCUCACGUUAUAGAUAACGUGACAAGACGAGAUGCUUGCGUAUAUGUGACCACAUUUCCUUUUUUCCCCCUUUUCUUCACGAUUCUAACUAUAAUUUUUUCUCUAGUCGUUCAUAGACAUCACAUGGGAUGAUAUAUAAGUUAUACAUAUCAUUUUAAUGCAUAAUUUAUAAAUCUGCUUGUUCUGUAAUUUAAAACUAUAUUUUUUGUUGAUUUUUUUUGCAAAUAGUCUUGAAGAACUUAACAUUGAGCCAUAACUUAUGAAUACUUAGAUAAUAGAUCUGAUUUAUUUAUAUUGUGUCACAGAGUUUACAAGAAAAAAUAAAUUAAAAAAAAGAGA
This is a messenger RNA of Monomorium pharaonis (pharaoh ant), 3241 nucleotides long. It is a transcript of the gene iPLA2-VIA, whose product is annotated as 85/88 kDa calcium-independent phospholipase A2. NCBI's taxonomy places the organism in Eukaryota, Metazoa, Arthropoda, Insecta, Hymenoptera, Formicidae. Gene Ontology annotation, biological process: positive regulation of ceramide biosynthetic process; lipid metabolic process. Gene Ontology annotation, cellular component: mitochondrion. The coding region runs from base 245 to 2644 and encodes 799 amino acids. The record is from RefSeq and is a predicted model, not a curated record. Gene Ontology annotation, molecular function: protein binding. The transcript is spliced from 3 exons.